AAGCUUUGAAAAACAUUAUUAGAAUAAUGUAUAACAACUUUGUUUAUGUACUUUUCAAUUCAAAUUGGAGAUUCUUUCUCUAAUGUAACCUCAUCAUCAUCAUCAAUACUGAACUGUCCAGUCAGUCCACAAUCAAAAAGAAAUUUAUUUGGGUAGUUUGUAGCCAUGGUUACAAUUUUGUUAUUAUUAGCUAUUUAAUAUAAAAUAUAAAAUAAUAAUAACAUUAAUUUAUUAACUAGUAUCUUUACCUAUUACCUUGUUGCCGCCAAACCUAAUUUAUUUUUGAUAAAAUUAUAAACAGGUUAACAUACUAGGUAAAUUGGUUGAUAACUUGGUUCAUUGAAAUGGGCGGCGCUAAAUCUUACCCUGGCGAAUUCUUCAGAAAUCGUGGAUAACGUUUCUGAACGCACCCCUAAGCCUCACUCUUUGUGCGGAAUACAUCUUGUCCGACAUUAUCUUCCAGACCGUGAUAUUAGCACUAUGGUAAAAGUUUACGGCUCUAUGCGUGAAAUUAACAACCAUUUCGAUUCAAAAAUGUUACUAUUAUCAAUUCAGUUUAAAAAAUUGGUACUACCACUAUGAAUACGUUUAAUUCUUAGUUUCACUUUCAUGUUAACAUAAUUUUAUUUGCAAAUAUAUUUUUGUCGUUUCAUUGUUUUUCAAAAUGGAACAUCAAUGGGUUGAUAAUUCAAAACAACAAUUAAUACUUCUGACACUGACAUAUGCCAUUUAUAAUAAGUAUCCAAAGGAUAUAAGGUAAAUAUAAUAAUUAAAUAUUUAAAAAUUAAUAAAAUACGGACUUAGUUAAGUGAAUAGUUUGAUACUACUUACUAAAUACCUGUUACAGAUAUUUGUCUGGUUUUGGGCGAUUUAUAUUUAAUAUUGUUGUAUAUACUUUGGGUUUUGUCAGCCCAUUUUCUUGAUUUGAAACAUUGGAACUUAAUAUUUAUUUUGUUCGUUGGAGUAAUUGUAUCCUGAUCACAUAGGUUAUUUAUCUGAUAUUCAUUAUUAAAAUAAUGAUACCCAUUUAUAUUCUGUAUUAUAUUUUUUUAUAUUUAUUUACAAUAACCUUAUUACAACUUAAGUAUUUAUUAUUUAAAAAUUUGGAUUAGCAUAUAAACAAAACUUUAUAUGAUUGGGGAAAAAAACACCUCUUAAUGAUGGUUUAGGUACCCGAGUACCUUCAAUAUUGUUAUCUAUAUUUUUUUCCAUAAAUUAUUUCAUUGUUAUUAAUUGAUUGGUUUUAUUUAUAACAUUUAAUAUAUUGUAUAUUAAAAAUUAAAAAUUUACUUGUCCACUCACAUAAAGGUAUAGAAAAUAUACAAUAAAUAAAGGAAUUUCCUUUAUAUUUUAUAGAUUGGUGUUCCAAAGAAUAAAUUCAAUAUUUUAAUAUAGGUACAAUAUUAUAAUCAAUAAUAAUAUAAAUAAAUGUAUAAUGUUAAAGAAAUAGGUAUCUACUUUCUUUUUCCAGUUUCAUAUAAAUUAAUAAUUAAUCAUUUUUUAACUACAGCAUUUAUUUAAGUUAUUUCUUUUGUCAGUGUAACCGGUGUCAUUAUAAUUAACUAUAAUUUAAUUCUUAGAAUUUUAAUUAUACUUUUCUAUUAAAUAAAAAAAUGUUGAUAUUUUAUACCUCACAUAUUAAAUAUUACAGAGGGUUGGUGAGCAAACUAAGUAGGGAUCAGAAUCCCAUUACUCCAUAUACUCCAUUACAUAUAAGAACGCACUGCUCGGUGCAUCCAAAUGUAUCGCAGAGUGAGGUCCUGCCACUUGGCUGAGUAUUUGCUUUAUGAUUGGUCGCCUGCGCAAAUUUUGACAGAUAAUCAUCUGCCAGCUUGUGCGUUCUUAUUUUGGAACAGAAUAUAGUAUAUAAUUUAACUAAUAUAUUCAUGACAAAAAAUAUUUUGUCACAAUCUAGGAUGUAAAUAAUUUACAUGAUCUACUGAUCUGUCCUAUGAUUACUAAGCAUAAAUAUUUAUUUCAUUUAUUUGGGAAAACUGGUUUUUUUAUGGUUAUUUAAGUAUAUUUAAUAAAUAAUUGGAAAUUAUAUAGAACAUUGUUAAUAUAUUUUAUACAAAAUUAAAUUGCCUACUUAAUAAGUUUUGAAAACAAAUUUCAUACGAUCAAUCAACCAUUUUGUACUUAUUAAAAAAAUUAUAGAAAUCAUCCUAAGAAUCCAAUAAAAUAAAACUUACUUAAGAAAAAAAAAAAAUCACGUUAAGAUAUUAUUUAUUGUAUUGUAUGUAUAGUGCAUUUACUGUAUAAAUUAUGUAACAUAUUACAUAUAAUGUUAUAGAGUGAAAUUAAAUUUAAUGUACAUAAUUGGAAAAAAAAUUUGAAGAUAUAAAUUAAAAUAUUAACUAAUUUAAUAUUCAUAUGCUAACAUUUUUUUAUUUAGCAUCAUUAAACGCAUCAACGGUAAUUAUAUAUGGUUUGUAUUAAAAAUUGUUUAUGAUUCUCAUCUUUUGUUAUCAUUUUGUUGUAGUCACUUAUGAAUUUAACUUUUUUAGGUUCAGCAGCUAUAACAACAUUAACCACUUUCAAAUUGCUGAAUAAUUCUAAACCCUUUAGGUAAUUUAAAUUUGUAUGAUAUACUUUAGAAUCUUGCCAAAAAAGUAGGUAGUUAUAUUACAUCUGUGAAAUAAUUUAUUUAAAUGUAUGUUUAUAAAAUCAUAAAUAUAUUUAUAUUUCAUUAAUUAUAUAUUUGCCAAUGAGACUAUACUCUGUUCCAUAUAAGAACUCACUGCUUGGCACAUCCAAAUGUAUCACGGAGCAACGUUCUGCUCCUUUGGCUGAAUCUAUAUGCUCUAUAAUCUGUUGUCGUUAGUCGACUGUGCAAGUUUUGACUGAUUAACGUUUGCCGUUUGGUGCAUUUUUAUUUGGAAUGGAGUAUAGAUAUCUAUUUUUUUUCCAAAAAUUUCACCUGAAUUGUCUGUAUUUUUAAUGGUGUCUACCAUUUUCCUUUUAGCUUCUAUUGAUACGUUUGAAUCAAAAAACAUGAAGGUUGCUGUUUCUGAUUUUAGGUACUACAAAUGGGCAGUAAACAUUUUUAAUGCACAACUUGAAACUAUCAUCAAUAUUUUUGUAUUUAAUAAGGCUCCGAAAGAUCUUGAUAUAGGGUUUCUGAAUAAUGUGAUCGAAACCAUAUUUUUAUAUAAAUAAAAAUAAUAAAAAUGCAUGUAUCACGAUAUACAAUUUCUAUUUAGAGCCCGGAAUUAUAUGCGUUUGCAUGUUAGUACAUAGUGUAUGCACGUCGAUGGGGGUUUGAAAUGUCUAUGAUUCAUAUCACACCGAAUUCAAAUACCAAAUUUGACUUUGUGCAUAUUUUACAUAUUUGGAGGAUUAUUGUAUAUUAGUUCAUAAGUGCAUAAUAUGCAUAUAAUGUGUAUUUAUUAUUGAUAAAUAAAUUUUACUGUAGAAAAAAAAUUGUUGAUAUUAUUUCUCAGAAGAAUUUUGUUAAAAUAUUGUUAUAUUUGUCACAGUGUAUGAAAUCAGAGCUCUAACCCAGAGGUUCCCAAACUGUGGGUCGCGACCCAAAAGUGUGUCGCGUUAUAUUUUUAAAUAUUACAUUUUUUAAACAUCUAUUACUUUUCGUNCGUCAAUCGUUAUCUGUGAGUGUGACGAUUACGAGUUUACAGCGACCGAGUCAAAACGACGCAAUUAGAUUAAUAGUUAUUGAAAAAGAUAAUGAUUUAUUAGAACACACAAAUUAGUAGGUAUCUGCACGACGUUCAAAACUUUUGAUUAUUUUCAGUUACACUCGGUACAUUGAAUACGAUAAAUGUACGCAGUUGUAUAUUUAAUAUUUUUUUUUCUCAAAUAAAUUCGUUUUCUUUGUACUUUUGUACAACUAUGGACAAAUGGUUAAACAAAUAGUCAAUGUCUCAAAGUUAAGAAAAACCAAAAACAAUAUCUGCGUCAAAAGUUAAAAAAAGAAAAUUUAAUUACGAUGCGCCUUUAACAAGUUCUUCUUAGUCAAAACAAAAGAAUUCUUUAAGAAAAUAUUGUUCUGAAUAUUUGCGAAUUGGAUUUUCGUGGAAUGGAGGCGAAGAACACCCACGUCCACAAUGUGUUAUUUGUGGAUGUAUACUUGCAAAUGAGAGUUUGCGACCAAACAAACUACAUCGACAUAUAGAUACGAACCAUCCAGAAAUGAACUAUAAACCACUCGAUUUUUAUGGAAGAAAACUAGAAUCUCUAAAAACAUCAAUUUUAUUAUAAAAAUUAAAAACUGCAAUUAACCAAAAAGCUACGUACGCCUCAUAUAAAAUAAGUUUACUUAUAAAUUGCACAAACUGGUAAGCCAGUCACAAUUGAUGAGUCUUUUUUUUAACCAUCAAUAAAAGACGCAGUCGGGAUCAUGUUUGAUCAAAAGAGUUUAAAAGAAGUUAAAAAAUUAUCGCUUUCAAAUAAUACAGUUGCACGUAGAAUCUACGAAAUUUCUGAAUGGGUAGAAUAUAAACUGAUCGAAAGAGUUAAUUUGAGUACAUGGUUCUCAUUACAACUAGACGAGUCCACAGAUAUGCAAGGCUUAUCUCAGAUGAUUGUUUUUGUACGUUACAUUUGGAUGGGGAUCGAAGUGAUAAAUGUCAACAAAAAAAGGUCAUUCAUUGAUAUUGUGGGUCGCCAAAUUUUAAAAAUUUCUUAAAAAUGGGUCGCACAAUAAAAAGUUUGGGAACUUUUGCUCUUACAUAUGGCUCACAAUCACUUAUGUCUUGGUGUUAUUAUUUUAUGAAUUUGUUUGUCAUUCUUGUCGUAUGUGAUGUUAUAUUUUAAAAUCUUGUGUGGUAAAAAGCAUGUAAUUUUAGUUUUAUUAUUUUGAAAGUUUAUUGUUAGGUUUUCAGACAUGUUGUUUCAAAUAAUAUAAUAUACAAUAAAUUAUUAUUAAGUUUAGGUAUUACUAUUUUUGGUGUAAAAAUGGUGUUUUAUUUUUUUAAACAUAUUUUCCUUAAGUAUAAUAUAAUGCACAUAAUUCUGGGUUUUAGUCAUAUUAAAUUGCUUUUGAAAAAUGAAAAUUUUAAGAGAAUAAAUUUCCUUGGCCAUUCAUUGAACGUGAUGAGGAUCUCCUGGUACUCUAAAUGAUAUUCCUCAAAUUGAAGAUUUGCCAAGAAAAAUGAUUGAAAGUUCCAAUAGCUUCCGAUAGUCUUCCUUAAACCGUUUUUUUUUUUUGAUAUAUUUAGUGUUACAAUUAACUCAACAAUUUGAUCUUUUUGUUCUAAUAAUUUAAUAAUGAACUGUUCUAAUAAUAUGCACGCUCCUUUCAGAUGUUUGGUAUUAGAUGCUUUAGUAUCACAAUAAACUGCAACAACUAAGUUCUGAAUACUCCAUUCUACCAGUAAAUCAUACAUACUUUCAGUUUGUUGUUCUCCAGUUCCAGCAGACAAUUUUGGAAUACAGAGUAGUUCACACACUUAUUAUUACAGUCAAUCUCUCUACUAAAUCUUUCCCAGUUAGUGAAGGGAGCAUUUUUUUAUCCCAAUCACAAAUGCCUUUGCGUAAUUGAAUUGAUUGGUGUUUAUGUAACUUCUCGAACUCAAUGAAUUAAUGAAUGGUACGCCUUCUAUAUUUCUUUAUAAUAAGUACAAUAUUACUUAUUAUAAAAAAAAAAAUUUUAUAGUAUAAUAUUUACUAUUUUUUUUUUUUUUAAGUUAUUUUAUUCUGUUCUUGGGAUGAUUUCUAUAAUUUUUUUUAAUAAGUACAAAAUGGUUGAUUAUAUGAAAUUUUUUCUCAUAAAUUAGUUUGUAGGCAAUUCAAUUUUGUAUAAAAUGUAUUAACAAUGUUCUACCCGAUUUCCAAUCAUUUUUUAAAUAUACUUAAACAACCAUAAAAAUCAGUUUUUCCAAAUAAACAAAAUAAAUCAUGUUUUAUUUUUUAAUUUUUUUUUUUUCGAUAAUAAUGAUUGUAUCGAACAAUGUAUAAAAAGAUUGUUUAUUGGCAAUUUAAAGAUAUAUCAAAAAGUUAAUAAACAGUUUUACGUUAAAUGCAAUAGUUUUUUACUUAGACUCAAAAAAUUAUAAAAUUACACCUUUGGUCUUUUUCAACUCCCUUGUGGCACUUGAAGGGGGUGAGUUAUCAAAACUAAAUUCUACCCAAAUUUUCUUUCAUAUUAACAAAUAAAAUGGUGGGGUAGCCCAUUGAAAAACUUAAAAAAAAACUGUAACUAUAAUUAAAAUCUAUAACUAAGGAUCAACUGUAUUAAUAUUUUUGUAUUCUUGAAGUGAUAAAAUAUAUUUUAUUCAUUAUCUUUUUGUAGCUAAUUUUUCUGAUAGAAUAUAUUCCCAUUAAAAUUUUUCGUAAAUAUAUUUGGUCGAAAAAUUUGUUAUAAUAUAUAAUUUAUUAUACAAUUCUACCAAAAUAUCUUCAUUCAAAUUUAUUUUAAAUAUAAAUAUAUUGAUAACAGCAUAGAAUAUAUUCAACAAUUUUCCGUUCCACCAAUAAGAGUUCCAAUUUUUUAGAUUGUGGUACUUAAGUAAAGUUAUUGAAUUCCGGAAAAAAAAAAAUUUAAAAAAAAUAUUCAAUUUCAUAAUUUUAAUACUUAUGUCUUGUGUUGUUGUGGGAAGAAUUCUAAAUUGUAAUAUAUUUUUUUUACUUGUUGACCUUAGGAUAACGCAUUCUGAUACCUAAAUCGAUUCUAUAUUUUAUAUCAAUAAAUCAAAUUGUACUAUAAAACAUAGAACCAUUUAAAUAGACAUAGUGCUGGGUUAAUGAAUAUGUCAUCUAGGGACAAAUUUUAAAAUUCCUGCUCUUACUUCCUUAAUACUUAAUACAUCAUCAAAAAAAUUGUUUAAUUACUAUUUGACUAAUAUCUAAAUUAAAAAAUAUUUUAAACAAUUGAAUUUUAAAGUUAUAACACAGUAUUAUAGUAUUUAUUCAAAUAAAAUUUUGAAUAUUGGAUUUGAUAAAAAGUUUGCUUUCCUCAAAUAAUGCUUAUCCACAUUGUAUAUAAAAUUAACAAUAAAGAAAAAAUAUAAUAAUUUAAAUUGUAAUUUGAAGUAUUAUAAAUUUGGUUAUUGACAACUAGUUUUGAUUUUAAAAAUCUUUGUUAUCAUGUUUGCACCACACCUGAAAAAUUCAGGGGAUUUAAAAUUGGUCAAGGAAAGUCAAGAAUUUUCUGGAAUUUAAAAAAAAAAAAGGUUUUCUUAGCUAAUUAUGCUCUUUAUAGUUUCAAGAAUUAUGGAUUAUCAUAAAUUAAAUAAGGUAGGUUUUAAAAAAAAUAAAUUGAAUUUUAUCAAACUUUCGAUAUUGAUUUUCAGAAAUGUCGAAUGUUUAUUAUCUUUACUAUUAUCAGAUUAAUACCACUGACUAAAUAACUCAAUGUGUUCUAUUUAUGAAGCAGUUAAUGUACCUAGUAAUUAAAUACGUAUUUUUAAUAUAUUCAGUUAAAGGAUUUUAUUUUUAUGUACAAAAUAUAAUAAAUAUAAUAUUACAAUUUUUUUUCUGUGAAUAACUUUCCUAUCAGAAAUUUUUCUCCAACUUUUAAUGAUAAGUGUUUCUGAAAGGAAAUUUCACCAAGGAAGGUGGUACUUUAAAGAGGUCGUUUUAACAUUUUCCCUCAAGUUUUUUCAACAAAUGUGAAAAACUGGGAAAGCCUGGGAAAAUCAGUACAACAUUAAACAAAUAUUAUUAAAGAAAAUAUAUUAAGCCUAUUUAAUUAUUUUACUAUGAUAUAGCAAAUAUAUUGUUGACAAAGUAUUACUAUCAACUGACCUUUACUCAGAAUCGUUUUUUUCUAAACAAUAGUUUAUAUUGUUGCUUAUAGGUAUACAUUAAAUUACCUAUAACAGUGGCUGCACCCCGUCCCUAUUAUCCUACUAUGUCCUUUGUUAUUAUAUAUAUAAUAUAAAAAAUAUUAUUAUUUUUUUGUUUUAAUUGAAGUAAUAACUAAAAAACAUUAUAUACAAUUAUAUUACAGCAUAAAUUAUUCAUUAAUACUUAUAUUAUCUAAAUAAAAAUUAUUUGUUGAAAUGAAAAUGUUCUUGUUCAUCAUUUCUUUUAAUUGGUUAGUAAGUCCAAAUUUAUUUUAAAUUUUAAUUUAUGUUAAGAUUUAAUUUUAAUCAUAGGUAUGAAAAAUUAAAAAAAAAUAGCCUGGAAAACAUGGAAAAGUUAGGGAAUUUGUCAAUUUAAAAAUUGUGUGGCAACCAUGGUUACAUACAGUGGAACCUUUAUGAGUCAAAAUAAAAACUAUAGAUAGGUCAAACUAGUUUAAAUGUUGGGUCUAUAACAAAUAGAUGCCAUAAAAAAAAAAAAUUAAUAUUAAUAAUGCAUUAUAAACAAAUUUUGAAUAUCUGAAUAACUGCUAUAAAAUAAAAAAAAUACAUUGAUUUAGAAAAAAGAUUACUCAACACAGUAAAAUAUUAUGGAAAAAGAGAAACAAUAUAGUUUUAAAAUUAUUAUUUUAUUUUUUUUUUUUUUUUUUGCAUCAAAACGGCCGUUCCCUCGCGUUAUAUUAAACAUUAACACAACAUUUUAUGCUUUAAAAUAUUUUGUAUUUAACUUAAUAAAUUAUUCUUACUAUAUUGAUUAUUAUUAUUAUUAUUUUUAUUAAAUUAGAAUUCAAACCAUAUUAUAUUAUUAUAUUUAAUUUUUUAUGGUUUAAAAAUAUGAUAUGUAUGAAUAUUUUCAAACAAUAUUAAUUUUAUAUAAUAUUAUUAGUAUUAAACAAAUAUUUCUGUAAUUAUUAUGUUAUUUUAUUAUCUUGUUAGUAGACAUUUGUGAUAAUAUAAAUUAAUAAAUUAUUUAUACACAAUAUAUAGCUGGCAACUAAUUAUCCAUAUAGAAAUGUAUGACUAAUACUGAUUGUCUUUGUAUGGCGUUUUUUCAUGGUGAUCAAUUUUAUUAUUCUAUAUCCAUAAAUUAUAAUCCUGGGAAUAUAAUAAAUAGGUACCUACCAUAAUGGAUCAAUGUGUGUAUACUGCUGUACCUACAUAUUGUUACCCAAUUUAAAAUGAAAAAAAGAAAUACGUCGGUUCAAGUUUUUAUUAGUUUAUUACACUUUUUUUUCAAUAAUAUAUAAUUUUUUAACAAUUAUAAUACAUGACAAAACUUCCAAAAGUUGUUUUCGCCACAAAAAAAAUGCGGCCCUAUCACAACUGUCCCCUUUGUUCCAACCUUUCCCUUUCAUUCGGCAUUGGAUAUGUUAUACAAAUAUACAUAACAGUAUUAAAUAAAUGUAUCAUAAUUAUUACUAAUAUUUAAUUAAUUAGGUACUUGUAUUUUCGGAUUAAAUUAAAAAUAAUUAUUAAGUAUACGGCAUGGAUAAGUUUUCUUAUCAUUAAUAAAUUAUUCUUGAUAAUGAUAAUGUUUAUUGUCAUUUGUGAUUUAAAAUUAUCAUGUGGCAUGUUUGAUCAUAAAUACAUAUCAAUUCCCUAAAAUGUGUACCCAUCAAAGAAAUUGUUAGUAUUGUUUGUUAGUUUUUUGAAUAAAGUAAUAUUUUUAAUUCUAUAUUAAUUCUCUAUGGUUUAUUGAGGAGUGCCAUUGUACUGGAAUAUAAGUCCGGAACAUUCAAAUCUGGAAACCAACGCAGUAUCGCUUACUUCAAAUGAAAAUUAUUAAAAAAUUUAUAGUAUUUAGAAAUAUAUUAAUAUGAUCUAUGAAUAGGUACUUAGCGUUAUCAAAAUAUUUAAAUACUUUAAAUUAUAUGGGCGAAGCUAGGGAUGUUUUUUUAAUAUAUAUGUAUAUAUUAUUUGAAUAUAACUAAUGAUUUAAUUAUAAAUUACUGUCAAGUACAUACUUAAUAAGUACUUAGGUAUAUGGUCAAAAAGUAUCUACAUCGGAUUAUGUAUUAAUUAUCCGUGUAGGUAUCCGAACAUAUCUUUAUCAAAUGUUUUUUUUUUGUUUUGAUAGUUUUUCCCAAUAUCUAAUAGCCAGAAGUUUUAGAAGCCAAGUUGUGUGAAGUAAGUUUAUUAUUUUAAACUUAAAUCACUAAAUAAUAAUUUAAGUUGGUGUAACUGAUCUUGUUAUUUUUCAAGAUUUGUACAUUCCAGAUUUGUAUUUUUCGGAUUUGAACAUUUCAGAUUAAUUGUAUAGAUAUUAGGUACCCGUUUAUCGUCGGAUAAUAUAAACCAACCAUUAUUAUAUUUAUCCAUGAAUACAACAUCCGAUAUGUUGAUGGUAUAUCAUCGAAUGGUUUUGUUAUAUUGCGUGGCUUUAUAUCGAAUUUAAUAUUAUUUUGUCGGGUGACUUUUUGACGUUUUUCGAUUAAGUGGUGUUUACUUAUCAUGUGAACCUCAUUUUAAUUUUUAUGCUUGUAUUUCAUCGUUCACAGAAUUAAUUAUUUGUUUUGUUUUUCCAAUCAUAGCACCUGGUUCAAAGAACACAGUCUGCCAAUAAUUGAUAAGUUUUUUGUAAGAUUUUAUUUUAUCUUUAUCUAUUAUCUAAGAUAAUUAUCUGUUAUCAGAUUUAUACUUAAGCGUAUUUUGUCAAUCGGUUUGUUUUUAGUAUUACGGAGUUGUUAGUGUUCCAAUUUCCAACGUUAGUGAUCAUUAAAUUAAUAACAACUAAAGUCAUAACUAAUAAUUUAAGGCAUACGGUCAGUGCGGAUGUUCAACGUUAUACAGCUUAAGUAAUUAUGUCACAUUAAAUCAAUUAUCUAAUACCUAUAUCUUAGCAUAUUACUGUCAUAAAUUCAUGCAUAGGUUUAUGAUUGCUGUUUGCAUAAUCAUGCAACAAGUUAAUGUAUAUUAUAUAAACAAUAAUUUUUUAUCUGGAUGUUUUGUGAAUUUAAACAUAACAUAAUGUAAUUAUUUUUGAUAUUUUAUUAUUGUCUAAAAAGUAUAGUGAUUAUUUACAAGUUAUACACAUUAUCCAUAAAAGAUAUCAUUUGAAAUAAUACUGGGGUUUGUUAACUUAUAAAUUGUUUAUUUAAAACUGUGACUUGAGUUAUUAUAUAUACUUAUUUAUUAAUUGUUUAUAACCUAUAAAAUAGUCAUUAAGUAAUAAGUUAAGUAUUGGAUUUUCUUUUAGUUGCAUGUUAUCCAUUUUUAUUUUAUAAAUUAGAUUUAAAAACCAUAGAAAUUAAUAAAACAUUUUACUGUGUAAUUAAAUUUUAAUAGUUUUUUUUUUUUUAAGAUAAUUUAUAUUUUGGCUUUUUUUUAAAUAAUUUAAUUAUAUUAAAUCAUCAGCUAUUCUAAAUCUAAUAUAACGCAAUUAAUCAUAUUUUAAAUUUUAACUAAUCCGUUUUUUUUAUACUGAUUAAUGUUAAGCAACUUUUUUAGUUGAAACUAGUGCAUUUCAUACCAAUAUGCAAAAUUGUGACACCAUAAUUUCAAUCAGGUAUUUUUCUUGUUUUUAUUUAAUAAAUAAAUUCUGUUUUUUUUUAUGAAAAAUAUAAUAUGAUAAAAUUGUUUAAAAAAACAAAUUUUUGAUUAAUUCUAAGAAAAAAAGAAUACAAGUAUAUAAAUACUAUAUUGUUGAGCUGAAUGGUUUUUAUUCACAGCUCUUAAUAAAUAUUGAAAUAGUACAAUUUUAUAAAUGUAGGUUUGGAACAAAUCUAGUUUACUGGGCACCUUUUAUAUUUUUUUGAAAAGAUGUUUUAUGACGCUGAUUUUAAAAGUUUUGAAUUUUUUUUGUAGAAACCAUUAUUAAGGAAGUUAUGGAAAUUUGAAGUUUUUCAUUAUUAUACAUAAAUACCUAGUUGUUUUUGAAAAAUGUCUCUUCAUUUGAUUUUGCAUUAGUUUUAGAAAUUGCUGUAUAAGGUUCAAUAACUACUAAUAUAAAUAGAUCUGUAUAAAUCUUUGAUUUGUUGUUGAAAACAAUAUUGGGUAGAUGACAGGAAAAGUCAAAAAGAAUUUUUGGUGCACCUAGGGAUCUGUUGUGGUUACUCGCUCGGACUGUUCCAAAAAAUAAAAUCAUUAUUUUAUUAUAGGUACAAUGUAAUAAUAAAUAAUAAUAUAAAUAAAUGUAAAGUUUUAUAUUAAUAGGUACCUAUAUUCUUUUUUAAAUAAAUAUAAUUUAUAAAGAUAAAUGCUAAUCAUAAAACUAAUAGAUAUAUUUCGUUAUGUAUCCUUCAGCAUUUAUAAAUUGUUUAUUUCAAACCAAAAAAAAAUACCCAAUUUAUUGUGCAAAACCACGUCAGGUAGGUAACUGGGAAAAGUUAAAAAGCAUUAUAGGUACAUGUAGAGACCUGGUGACAUAUAAACAGUACUGCACUCAGUUUCAGACCCGGUUGAUCUUUAUGCUUCACCGAAUAUGUAAUUGUGUUUUAAUUAGAUACACUUAUCAACAAUAAAAAAAAAAAAUCUGAUGGUGAGAGGAGUUGCAUAUCACAUAUCUUAUUCAAAUCACAUACGUAGAUUAAAUGCAUGUUAAUUUACAAAAAAAAAGUGUUGUAAAAGUUAAUUUAGAUAAGUAGGUUUUUAACCUUAUACAGUAAUUUUUAAGACAGUGAUUUAUCCAGUGUGCCAUAGGCGAAAUAUGUGAAAUGUUUGAAAGACAACUAGGUAUUUAAACAAAACUGUAAUAAUGACAAACUUCCAUAAUUUCUUAACAACAGUUUCUGAAAAAAUUCUAAAACUUUAAAAAUCAGCACUGAAAAAUACAUAUUUUCAAAAAAUAUUGAAAAAAAAAAAGUGCCUUGUAAUUUAGAUUUAUAUUGUGGGUUUUAUUGGAUGCUCUACUAGUUGAAAUUAUAUACUAAACUUCUUUCCCCCCUGGCAAAAAAAGGACAUAAUAACAAUUACUUUGGUUUGAUUAUUAUAUUAUUAUUAUUUAGCUGUUUCUAGUUUGACACUUGGUCAGUUCUGACAUUCUUCUGUAAAAAGCAAAUUGAAAAUAACCUUUAAUUUUUUUUUUUUUACAUAAAACCAUGUUAUGUUAGGUUAUGGGAAGGAGGAUGUAAAUUAUGAAAAGCUCUUGAGUUUAGUUCUGGGGUAGGCCUGUACAUUUAUCGGUAGUAUAUAUCUAAUAUUAUGAUGUCUAUAAAUUAACACCGAUAAUUGUAUUUCAGUUUAUUCAAUGUAUCUACAAGACAAGAAGGUAAAAAACCAGUCAGAAUAACUGUAAGUGAUAGACAACCUAACAGAUAUUAUUUUGUAAUAAAAUAAUAUUAGGUUAAUGGUCGAUAACCUAUCUGAUUGAAAGAAACUUGCACAACAAGUGCUUUAACACAUUACUCUGUUUAAAAUUUUGAUACUUGUGUAUAAUCCAUCUUACAACAAUGAAAAAAUAGAAGCUUCCCAGUCUAGUAUUUCUAAAUUAUUGUUGCAUACUUAUUUUUUGUUAAAACAUAAUUGUAAAAAUGGUUCGCAUUAGAUCUGUUAUUUAGAUAAAUAAAAAUAAAAAUGAUAAAAAUGCAUAAAAAAAAAAUAAUAUUAUUUUUAAUGUGAUUGUUUAUUAGUAAAAGUUGAUUAAUUGUAGUUUAUUUUUAGUAUUGAGUUAGUUUUUUUUAGCAAAACAAUUUAAAUAGGUAGCAGGGACUCAAACUGGUUACUCAAUUAUCUGCUAUAUUAACGCUUAAGCAGACGCGUACCUUUUUUAAAAGUUUAUAGUCACGUGGAAGACCGUCAAACUCCAUUUAUGAAAAUGCGCAAAAUAUGCAUAGAAAGAUAAUUUUCAUUAAACUCAAAGACAUGGGUUUCCAUAUGGUUCAUACAUAUGGAUACAAAUUUAAUAAUAAAAAAUAUAAAACUAUAUUAUAUUAUUACUAAACUUUUUGGAGUAUGUUUUAUUUUUUAUGGGGGUCAAUAAGACCUUCACUGGACUGCUUAAAGGUUAGCUAAUUUAUAUAAAUGAAACCCAAAAUGGAACCACACUUAGUAUUCUUGAACAAAAAAAAUUGUUGAUAAUUUUAUAAAUUUAUAUUUAGGUUAAAGUGAAUUUUGAUAUUUUGUUGUAUAAGUUAAACUGUUACUAUUUUGAAAAAUGACAAAAGUAAAUGGUAUUAUCAUCGAUGCUAUUUUCAAAUAUUUACUAUACAUUUUAGUUUUUAGUCUUAAUUAUUAUUGAUUUUACCGAUUAGUAUUUAUUCAUUUUUUUAAAGGAGAAAUUAAUUGGUAAUCAAACCAGUUAGUUAAACCGAUAAAAGAUAAUAGUAAAAUAUAAACUGUUAACAAAAAAAAAUCCUUUUGGUUUGAGUCUCUGAUAGGUUGGUAGAUUAAUAAAUUGCAGGUGUUAAUUAUUACUUCAAUUUAUCUUUUGGGCAUUAAAUAUUUUUCCUCAAUAUUUAUUUUAGUAUUUAGUAUCAAAAUAAUUAAGUAAAUUCUUUUGUUUCAGUUUAAACAAAAAUGGAUUGCAAAAGUAAGACUAAUCGUCUUAGCGAAAACAAAAAACGAAAAAAAAACAACAUUUUCUACAACAUUCAAAAUAAUCAGGUAACUUCAAAAAAAACUGAUGUUAAAAAAAAAAUGACUAGUAAUUGUUUAAUAGAUCCUUGUACUUCUAAUAAAAACGAAAUUCUUUCAAUAUCAAACUCACCUACAGUUUGUAUUGAAACUCUACAUCAGAAAUCUGAACAUAUAAAAUCUGUAUCUAAUGAUUUGGUGCAAGAACUACACUCGACUGGUUCAGAUGCAAGUUCUGGUUUAGAAAACAGUAAUAAAGGAACAAUUUUAAAAUAUAAUAAUCCAGUUAAUUUUAUCCAAUGUGAACAUGGUGAUUAUUUCUGUUGCCGUUUAUGUCAUAAAUCACAAUUAUUAAUUGACACUCGCAGAAAGCUUCACGAAUCAAAAUUGUAUUAUUUACGCAAAUUUCAUUGUGCUAUGUGUGACAAGGGAAUGAGAUCGUUAAUUGAUUGGAAAACACAUUCUGUUAGUCUUUGUCAUAUGGAAAAAAUUAGGAAUCAUCCUGAUUUUGUAUCCUACGAAUGCGGUGGUUGUAAAGCUGUAUUUUUUGAAAAUCGAGAAAAGAUAUUAAAACAUUGCAGAACGGCCCAUAAUGAUUCAUCUGGUUUACCGUAUGUUUUUAAGUGUAUGAAUGAAGUAUUUCGUGAUUGUUUAACUACAGAUCCUGGCAAUUGGAAAACUUGGACUUUUUGCGGUCCAUGUAAAAAGUAUUCAUCUAUUAAAUUUCAUUGUUUUUCUUCAAAUCAUGUUAAUAAAAAAACAAUACAUAUGAAAUGUAAUUCAUGUUUAAUUGAUUUCAUUUGUAAUCAAGAUGUGUAUGAUAAACAUUUGAUAUCAUCUGAACAUAGCAUGUUGGAAUACUUGAAAAUAAACAAAACAGCAAUAAAUAUAUUUAAUAUAAAAUUGCCUCCAGUCAUUUUGAGUAGAUUUAUUAUUGAAGAAACCAAAACUACUUGCAACGAGUGCAGAUUUCAAAUGGUGUCCAAUGACAAAAUAAUUGCUUUACAUAUGACUGAAUGUAUUGUAAAACCAGAUUUAAGCGGGAAAUGUACAAUAAAUAUCAUGAAGUAUUUUUGUGCUGUUUGUAAUGAAACUGUAACAAAUUUUAGUCAGUGGAAAUUUCAUUUAAUACUUCCUAGUCAUUUAAUAAAGUGUUAUGCUAUUAUUGAUUUAGUAUCAUACACAUGUGAAGUUUGCUUGUUACAUUGUUAUGGUAAUUCAUAUCAUGUUACUGAACACCAAAAUAUACAUCCAAACAAUUCAGAAAAACACCUUUCUAUGUUUUUAGCUUUUAAUUUUAAACGUAUAAACAACAAUUUAAAAAGCGGGGAAUAUUACUACUGUGAAGAUUGUAUGACAUAUGCUGAAGUCAAUUCGAAUUCCGAUCAUUGGAAUAAAAGUCAUAAGACUAAAUUAAAACGAUUUUAUUGUCAACCUUGUCGUACAGAAUUCUUUUGUAUUGAAGACAAUAAUUUAUACAGUAAACAUAUUUUAUCAAGUGAGCACAUAAUUUUGAAAUAUGUUACUACCAAAAGCUCAGUUCCAGAACAGAAAUUAUUACCAUUGGUUAAAUCACUAAAAUCUCAGCUACAAAAUGAUGAAAAUCGAAAUUUAUAUGCUCUAAGAAAUACUUUAGAUGUGAUUAAAAAUCAAGAUUCAUUUAUAACUAAUUUAUAUUUGAAUUGGUUUAAUAUUAUUGAAAAUCAAAAUAAAGCUGUUUGUAUAACAUGUGAUGAUCAAAUUGAAAUUAAUGAUACUGCUCUUCUCACUCAUUUGUUAGCUUGUAAUCAAAAUCCAGAAAGUUAUAUACAUAAAAUAAAUAUGGAGUUUUUUAAAUGUUUAGAGUGUUCAUUUUAUUGUAAGAAUUAUCAUUCAUGGGAAAAACAUGUAAUUUCACAUUUAAAUAUAGAAUCUUGGUGUUUAUACUCGUAUUUUUGUGAAGGUUGUACUUCUUUAUUGUAUGGUAGAAUGAAUGAUAUUGAAUUGCAUUUGCAUAGUGAGCAUAAAAAAAUAAUUAUAGACAUGCCAUUAGAAACAGUAUUGUUAGCAAAGCAGCUGAUGAGGAGAAAUAAUAAUACAAAAUCUUCACAUAUUAAGUGCUUCUGUGAGCCAUGUAAAAAAAUAUUGAAUACAUUUGAAGAUUAUAGUCACUUUAAUACAGACAGUCAUGUAUCUGCAGUAGCAUCAGACAUGAUAGAAUUAUUUUAUUGUGAACAUUGUCAAGUUGAAUUCUAUUCUUCAAAUAAAGUAUAUGAAUUUCAUAAGUUAACUCCAGAACAUAUUAUUUUGAGCUCAAAAGCCAAUAUUAAUAUUGACGCUAAGCUUUCUCCUAAACCUUCAAAACUUGAUACUUAUAUAUUUCAAUUUAUUAAUAGUAAACAACUAUACGAUCAAACUCAAAGCAUAGGUUUCUUUUGUUUUAUAUGUGAUUAUUUGUGUUUUACCUUGGGCGUAUGGAUAACUCAUACGAGUGGUAAAGAUCAUAUUUAUUCUGCUAAGGAUCAUUGCAUUGAUCAUCGUUGUAAUAUUUGUAAAACAUUGAUGUUUGGAAAACGACAACACAUUUUUGAUCAUUAUAGCAAUCGCUUUCAUUCAAUUUUAAAAUCAUUUAAUACAUGUAUUAAUGUUAAAAAAGAAAAUGAUUUGUUAUUAAAAACAAAUUGUGGAACAAAACAUAUGUAUGAUAUGGAAAUUUCUAAGAAUAAUCAAAAUGAAGCAACUUGUAACAGUUUACUAGAAUCUACUAGUAAAAUGAUUGGUGAAUUGUCUAUUGAAUCAAAUCAUCAACAAAAUAGUAGUAUUUUACUUCAAGGAUUAAACGAGUCUAUUUCUAAUAUUAAAGAAACCCCAGCAAAACUGAGUUCUGAUAAAUGUCAAAUUAAAUCAAAUAUUCAAAUGGCUUGUUGUUUAUUAAACGAAUGUUCUAAUAUUAAUAAAACACACUCAAUAACAAAAACUAAUGAAUUGCCUUUUGAAUCAAAUAAUGAAAAUUUUAGUGCUUUUUAUGCAUCUAGAAUUGAUGUGUUAAAACAAUUACUUAAGGAGAAUGAAGAAAUAAGACCUCAGUUUGUGUUUUAUUGUACAACUUGCGAUUUUAUUACUACAAUACAAAUAAAAUGGGAUGAACAUAAUUUAAUUGACCAUUCAAAUGAUAUUGAAUUGCGCUAUCAGGUGUAUUGUGAAAUUUGUAAUAUGUACCAAUUUGGUACGCCUGAUAGUUUUGAUAAACAUAGAAACACUAUUGAACACCUGAAUAUGAUAGAUUUUCAAAAAUUAUAUAAUUCAAAUAAUAUGAAAAACACAGUUGAUAUACUUAAUGAAGAAAGUAAGAUUCCAAACAAAUCAAUUUCUACUGGAGAAUUAUGUGAGAUUGCUGUGUGUAAUCCAAUUUCUGAUAAGACUAGUCAAAUUUCUGAUAAAACUGAUGAUUUAAGUGAGAUUAUUGCUCUUAUAAGUAAUUCAAUUUGUGGUAAAACUAAUGACAAAAUUGAGAAUAAGAACACUGCAGUUUCUAAUACAGUUUCAGUUAUAAACAAACAAGAAAUAAUAAGUAGUAAAAAUGAUGAAACUGAAGUUGAUAAUCGUAAAGUUACGAUUGAAAUAAAAGGUAAUUGAAUUGUUUAAGCAUUUAUGUAUACAAUUUAUUCUAACUAUAUUUCAAUAUUUGAUCAGGAGUAAAGCCAGAUUAUAGACAAAACAGUUGGGUUGAACUCAAGAAGAUUUUAUCAGCUUAUGGAUAUUUUAGAAUAUAUCCUAAAUACAACUCUGCCAUGGUUAUAUAUCGUAAAUUGUAAGUAUACAUUAAAUUAAAAAUUAAAACGUUAUACAUGUUCUGUUAUUAAACUUUACAUGAUUCAAAAUAAAUGGAAAGUCCUAAUAUGUGUGAUGUUUUCUCUUUAAAAUUAUUUAUAUAAAUCAACAGAUAGCAAACUUUGUUUAUUAAAAUGUAAUGUUUGAAAUGUCGAAAUGUUAUACUAAGUGUUACAAAAAACAUUUAGUAUAAUUAAACAAAAAAAUAUAAAAAAAAAAAUUAAAAUAUUAUAAUAAUAAUAUAAAGUGUCAAGUAUAAAUGAAUAUACACACUUCAAUAGCAUAUUAUAAUUAUAAUAGACUUAGUAUUAAGUAUGUAAUUAUAAAUGUUGUAAUAUAAUAAAUUAUAUUAACUAUAAUAAAUUAAGCUUACUACAACACUGGCUUGUUGGUGAUUACUUUGUGGUAUAUUAUUUAUUAUAAUUGUUUUUAUUAACUCUUAUUAAAUAAAAUUAUUGUUUAUUUUAUAUCUUUUUAUAGAUCCUGCUUGUAUCAACUGUUAAAGGACAGAGAAAAUUUGGAAAAAAAACAUAAAUUUACUAUAAGUAUUAUUUUUGAAGGUAAGUUUUAAUACCAAAAUUAAAUGAAAAAUAAUAUUAAACAUACAUAUAUUUUGAAUAUAUUUUUUUUUGGUAAAACAAUAACAAUGUUUUGAAAUGUAAAUAUAUUAUGUGUAUAGGUCUUCUCCUUUGUUCUUUCAUUCCAACUUUUUGGCCACCCUUGUUCUAAACUUCUACCUAACCUAAACUCGUUCUCAGGUUUAAACUCUUGCUCUAUAAAAUGCACUGACCAACUUUAAAUUUUUGUAUACAUUUUAAAUUUAAUUUACACCAAAAUAUUUUUUGAAAUUGUUCAUGUAUGCUAAUUAAAAAUUGUUAAACAUUUUAUAUUUUAAGAAAUUACUUUCUUUCCCUGUAUUUCUUCUUUCAGUUUUAGAGGCCAUUGAGGCCCAUGGCUGCAAAGCAUACUUCUUUCCAUCUGUCUCUUUUCAGAGCUGCUUCAUUGAUAUUGUCUUUCCCAAGUUCUCUUAGCGCCCUUUUACUUUUGUCAAUCUAUCUCUGUUUCAGUUUUCCAAUUACCCCUCCUCUGAGAAAUUCAUUACAUCAUUUGCUAUUGAUUUAGCCCUUAGUACAUAUCCAAGUCAACUCAGUAUCUUGUGUCGUCUUUCCACUAUUAUGUUUGAUUUUCCAAAUAUUUUCUGAAUUUCUCUAUUAGAACUAAUUUCGUAUGUUUGGUUUUCAUUUCUUUUUGGUCCGUAAAUUUAAUUGAAAAAGUAUUUGUGGGUGUAACAUUCUCUUAGCAAAUAUAUCGUUAUUCACUAUUAGUACUACUAAAUACAAAUAUAAUAACAAUAUAUAUUAUUACAUCCACAUUUUUAUUUUUUAUUUAAUUUAUCAAAUUUAUUAAUUUUAGAAGAGAAAUUGCCAGAAUUGAGUAAAUUUACAGUAUUUGAAUUUGGAAACAAGGACAUUCUCUUAAAUAAUAUUAAUAAAUUAUUCAAUGAAAUUAAUGAGGAAAUUAUCAAUCCUGAUGUACAUAAGAGAUUGAUGUUAUUAAUGACUUCAGUACAUCAAUGUGCUGAUCCCUUAAGACAUUUUAAAGUUGGUAAAGUUUAUGCUUUUGGAUCACGAAUGUCAGGUCUUCCACUUAAAGAUAGUGAUGUGGAUUUGUAUUUUGAUAUCGGUAAUUAUUUAAAAAAUAUUAUGAAUUACUUUGUUAAAAGAUAGUUUUAAUGAAAUCUAAAAUGAAAAACAUUUUUUGUUUUUUUAGCUUACAUUUAUAACGGUAGGAUAUAAGUUUACAUUAUAAGACUAGAUAUAACAGUGUGCAUUUUAAUUUUUAUAAUUACCCAAAGAGCUAUUUGCAUGUGAUGGAUAUUAUAUAAUAUUAAUUUUAUGUUAACCCUGUAGUUUAGAAAUAACUACUGUUAGUACUUUUACAUUAUCCAGACUACUACUCGAUGCUGCAACUUUUGCCCAGUUACUGAAGUCCAUACUCUGCAUGUUGAACGACUUUGGGGGUCUGCUAAAUAGAGAAAUAAAAAUAAUAGGGAAACCAGUCACUAUCAUUUGGGGUUUUAUCUAGAAAAGUUUAUUUAGAGACAAAACAUCGAAGGAAAUCUAUUCUAUAACAUUUAAAAAUAUUUUUGAAAAAUCGGUCGCCAAAAAUAGAAUGUUGGACGUUUUUAUUUUAACUGUGAUAAUUUAUUUGAUAACUGAUAAUAAACGUUAUACUAUAUUAUUAUAUUAAACUCUAAAGUUUGGCUGGUAUUUGUGGUAUCGAGGAUAGUAGUCAAGAUAACAAAAUUGAGACUCUUGGUAGUGGGGAUAAUGGAGAAGUACUCUACAGUGUAUUUAUACUUAUAUUGUGUGCAAUUUAUUAUUAGAUUUAAUUUUGAAUUUGUAAUAAAUAGUAAUAAACAAUUACUGAAUUACUUUAACUAAGAUAUUUUGACGGUGAACUGUCAUUUAGCACUUAUAAACAUCAAAAUAAGUGAUGAAAAAGCACUUAAAAUUAUUAAAAUAAGAAAAAAAGCAUGUAAAAAACAUUAAAACAAAUUUAUUAUUUAAAAAAAUCAUAAAAUAGCAUUUUUAAAAUUUUAAAAACAUUCUAACUUAUAGAUUUUUUGAAUAAUAAAUGAACAUUUUUUUUAAACAAUUCUGAGCGGAGCAAUGUGUGUUUUUGCGAUAACAGCGAAUGUUUAAAAAGAUUAAAAUAAUAAAAACCUAAUGAUAACAAAAAAUGGUUACCAAUGACAACCUUAUGUUUAUCUUUUAUUCACCUAAGAACCGAUCUUUCUUCAUUAUCUAAAAUAUUAAUGAAAAUAUAAAAAAAAAAUGGCUUUUCAUAAGUACUAACUAGAGGUUCAGACAAGUCUCUUGUCAUGUUUAGAUUGGAGCAAGAUUUCAAGAAGAAAAGUUGUUUACGGACAGAAAAAAUAAAAAAUACAUAUUGUAGUAAAACCAAAACAUUCAUUGCUUCACUCAGAAUAUAAAACAGAAAUUAACUAAAAUGUUGUUUAGGUUUUCAUCAGUGAUAUGUGUUUAUAAUUAAUCACAGAUUAAAACAACCAAAAAUUAUCAGAAAAACUACAAAAAACAUUUUCAAAUUUCAUAUUUGAGAUCAUUAUUAUACAAUGAGUUUCCAUAGCAUUCUGUUAGAUUUUAUUUUAAGCCAAAAAAAUAAGCAAAUGCUUCAAGUCCCGAACCCUAACAAUAAUACUAUAUUAACUUUUACAGGUAAGGCGUUCACUGGAGCAAUAAGUAAUGAUUUAUAUUUACAAGAAGAUUUGGUACGAUACUUUGGAAAAGUGUUUCGCUCACAAAUUAAUGAUUUUAGACAAAUACAAUUAAUAACUGGAGCUCGAGUACCCAUAGUAAAAUUUUACCAUAUCCCAUCGAACCUUAAUUGUGAUUUAUCUUUCAAAAGUGGUCUUAGUACCCAUAACACUAAAUUAGUCAGGUGAAACAUACUAAAUAGUAAAUAGUAUUGUUUAAAUAUAUAUCUAAUAAUAUUUUUAUUUUCAUUUUAUUAAUUAGGUUGUAUUUAGCACUGGAUAGACGUGUUCACUGGCUUGUUUGUGCAGUUGUUAAACGUUGGGCAUUACAGAAUGAUUUGAAAAAUCAAAGUAUGUUUACUAGCUAUGCAUUAGCAUGGUUAGUUCUAUUUUAUUUAAUGGCCAUAAAAAUUGUGCCUCCAUUGAAAUCACUCAGAGCAUACGCAUCACUAAGCACAGAUGUUAUGUUUAUAGAAGGUACAUUGAAUAUAAUUUAAAAUUACGGGUUAAAUUAGUAUUUUAAAACAUAAUAUAUGUUUGAAAUUUAUAUUUUUAACUAAAUUUUUUAUAUUUUUCUUGUUUUAGAUUGGGAUUGUACUUUUUGUACACCCGAAAAGGCUUUACAAAUGUGGAAAGUACCAGAAAUACCUUGUUGGGACUUGUUGUUAGGAUUUUUCAAGUUCUAUGCAGAUCCUAAUAAACUAAAACAGUUUGUUCUUUGCCCAGCUUUAGGUGAAGCUAUACCUAAAGAAAAGUUUUUUGAUAUUCCAACCACUACUCCAGAUAUAUUAGGAUUUUAUAAAAAAAAAACUGGUAAUGUUAGUCAGCGAUGUACUAAAUUAAGAAAUAAUUUUUUCGGGGAAGGUCUUGCAGUACAAGAUCCUUUUGAUCUCUUUCACAACAUUACAAAAACCAUAGUACCUAAAAAGCUACAAGGAUUCUCUCAUUUAUGUAACAAAACCUUGGAGGUCAUGCAUAAUGGAAUUCAACCUUACUAUGGAUAGAAGUAUUUAAAUAGAAGCAAAAGUUUAUUGAUUUUCAAACAGUUAUAAUUGUAAUGGUUAAAAUUAUAUUUAUUACUAGAAAGGAAAACAUAUUAUUAGUUCAAUAAAUCAUUUAUUUUACUUAUAAAAACUAGUUUUAUUUGUGAUUUCAAUAAUAAUAUAAAUUUAUAAAAAAAAAAACUUAACUCAUUUACCAUAAAUUUUAAUAUUAACAUAAACAUGUUUAGACAAUUUUAAUUUUCUGCAAACAUUCAAUUUUAAUUUUUAAUCAAAAAUAUUUAUGUCUAUUGAAAAAUAGAAAUCAAAUUAACUUAAUUAUUUUAUUCAUUUCUAUCAGUAUUAAAUUAUACAUUUAAAAAGUAUACUGAUACUGAUUUAUUGUUGACAUUGUUCUACUGUCAACAUUUUAGAAUUUUUUUUUUUUUAAAUAAACUUGCCUAAAUUUGCUUAAAUUUUUACGAAGAACGUUUGGUGAAACUAUCAUAAUCACUAAAAAAAAAAAAAACAGAUGACUUGUUAAUCAUAAUAACUGCUAUCUAGAACGUUUUAUCAACUUUGGCCAUUUCAGUCUUUCUUAGGUAAAUUUGGGUUUGUUGAAAUAGCCUAUGUUUUUAAAAUUAAUUUUUUAGCCCUCCUGAAAAGUUGACAAAAAUAAGAUAUCAUGUUUGAUCUUCAAAAAAAUGAUUUAUGUGUUAACUUUUUAAAAUUUGAGUAUAACUUAAUUUUGGAAUAUGAGUAAAACCACUAUCCAUUGUCUCACAUUGACGAGAUAUUCCACUUAUAAGUUGGUGAAAGAAUAGCAUUGUAUGUGUAGGGGUGUGGCGCUGUGUAGGAGAUUAGUGUAGUAUUUAUUGUCCCGUUGCGUGACAUUACAUUAGAAUAGUAAAAUAUCAUGGAUUGAUAGAAAUUAAAAAUGUUAAUACCAAAGUACAUCUAAACUAGACCAGUCUUUUUGUGAAAUUUUUAAUAUAGGUUGUCAUUUAAAUAUACACGAUGCUAAACAUUUUUUAGAUAAGUCCAGUUUCAUGGGAAGUUAAACUAUAACCUGAAAUUUGAAAAGCAGUAUACAUAAUUUUUAAUAUUUCACAUUUUCCAUUUUGUAUUUAAAGAUAUUUAGAAUAUAUUUCUAAGUGUUUGAUGUGUGUAUUAAUCUAGUAGUUCAAUUAACUGAAAUUGUAUUAGUUUAUUACAAAAUGUAUUAACUAAUUAAUCAUAAACUAAAUUAAUGCUUAUCUAAAUGGCUAAUAGUCUGGAAUCUAGAAUACAUUUUAAAAAAAAUAUUUAUUACUAAACUAUACACUAUUUAUUUAUUUAUUAAAGCAUGAUUGACAUUUUAAAUAUAAUAUUGGUGUUAAUACAUUAUGAAUGAUUGAAAAACACUUUUAUCAAAUGUUUGCAGAUUUGUUUAAGGACUGCCAAUUAUGACAAAUAAUGGUGUUUUAUUUUUAUCUUUGUGAAUUAUGCUUUUUGUCUUACGAUUUUAGUAUUUGCUCUAUUUAUUAAUCAUAUCCAAUAUAAUACAUUUUUAACUAAAAUAAUAACGUUUUUAGUGUUAUAGUUUUAAAAAGAUUAUUAUAAUGAAGUAGGUAAUAAUAAUUGUAUUCUUAAGAAAGUUUGUUAACACUUAAUUUUUUAUAGGUCAAUAACAGUAAAUUUACAAAUUGCGUUAACUCUUUGGGGUAGUUUUAUUUUAAAUACAAUUUGGAUUAAAACAGAAAAUUUAUAGUAAACUUGUUAAUUUUAUUUUAAUUUGGCAAAAUCUAGAUAAAUUUAAAAAAUAAAAAAAAACAUUUUCGGGGGGUAAGAAUAUAAACAUAAUUAGAUAAAAAGAGUAACGCAAUUUGUAGUUACUAAUAUUCAAGAGUCUUAUUAUUGUGGACAUCUUGUAAAGACCUUUAAUUCUAUAUUUAUGGCUUUUUAGAAUAAUUAUAUUGCUUGUUUGGUAAUUAUGUUUAAAACUUAUUAUACUUAUACUUAUUUUAUUAUUGUUGUUAAUUUUAUUUUACUAUGCAUUCAAAUUAAAAUCCUGAAAAUUGUAACUAAAAUAUUAUCAUCUUUGUUGUAUGCCCAAGAUACUUUUGAUACAGAUUUUUUAUAACAUGUAUACAUAAAGUAUCUUUUUAUCCAGAUCUUUAUUCUAUUCAGAAUAAGAAUAUACCAGUUCUAACAUGUAUGACUGAGAACACACGCUGCUAAAAUGGUAAAACUCUUACUGUCUAAGUGAACUGUAAUCAAAUUCGAAUCGCAAACCACAAAGGAAAAAUAUGGGCUAAAUGAUAUUUUAGCCAUUUAGUUCUAGGUUAUUGUCAAAUGAGUGAUCCUCAUAAAAUUGGCUUGUACUCCAACCAUCACAUACCUAUUUAUGGCACAUAAAUUAUGUGGUUACUAUGAAAUCCAUGGCAU
Messenger RNA from Cinara cedri, 24767 nucleotides. The record is from the annotation of a GenBank genome assembly. Lineage: Eukaryota; Metazoa; Arthropoda; Insecta; Hemiptera; Aphididae.